This is a messenger RNA of Tetrahymena thermophila SB210, 1818 nucleotides long. Its product is annotated as DUSP domain protein. Gene Ontology annotation, molecular function: cysteine-type deubiquitinase activity. The record is from RefSeq and is a predicted model, not a curated record. The transcript is spliced from 4 exons. NCBI's taxonomy places the organism in Eukaryota, Ciliophora, Oligohymenophorea, Hymenostomatida, Tetrahymenidae.
AUGAUGGGAAAUAAAAAAUGCUGGGCUGAAAAAUUUAAGUAAGCUCUGAACAACAAAGACUCAUAGGAAAGAUAUGCAAUCGAAACAAAUUGGUGGAAUGAUUUCAAAAGUCAACUCAUGAUACUAAUUGAAGUUUAUGAUUUCGAUAUGGAUGAAAAUGAUAUACUCUUAGCUUCAGAAAAUAAAUUUGACAACUCAAAGCUGAUAAAAGAAGGUGACUAUGAAGAGAGGACGAAUCUCAUAAACAAAAUGAAGGAGCUAAACAAAGAUAGUAUUAAAACUAUGCAAGAUUACUUUAUGAUUAAUCCCUCACUCUCAGUAAAUAAAGACUUUUCUCUAAUAAACGGAGAAGCCUACAACAUGCUUAUACAAUAAAAUUAUGGAGGUCCAAGUAUUAGAUUUUUUGUUGAUGAUAUUUAGAGUCAUACUGAUUUAAAUGACAAGGUAAUUACUAGUUUUAUGGAAGGGAGUGAUAGUUUAAAAGAAAAUUAAUAUAUCGAUCUUGAUACUAUGUAACUAGGCAUUAUCAUUAAGCAUAAAGAUAAAACUAUUAUUGAGGUUGGCUACUAUCCUAAAAAUAAGUCUCUCUCCCAUAUCUUAAAAGUAAUAACUAAAAGAAUGAACAUCGACUACUCAUAAAUGGCAGUUGAUAUGAGAAAAGCAUCAACCUAAGUCAGAAAAGACAGUAACUGUGAUUCAAUUGAAUAAGAUAAAAAGACACUUGCUGAAGGAACAGAUGAAAACUUCUUUUUACUAGAAUAUCCUAAUCAAUCUGCAGAAUAAAAAUCAAAUAAAAACUUACUAGAACUAGGAAUUUAGCAGAAUCAAAUUAUUAUUUUCACAGAUUAAUACAACAGUGCUGCUUAAGUAUUGGAAUAAGAUGAAAUAUGCUUUGAUGGACCCGAUCUUUUAAAUUUUACUGAAUAAGGAUUUUAAGAUCAUGGAAUUCAUUUCUAAAAUGACUUUAAUAAUCAAGAUAUUUACAAGAAUUCAUCAGGUUAAAAGAAUAACUCAGUUUCUGAAAAAAGAGGAGCUGAAUUCUCAGCUAAUGCUAUGUACAUAAACACUGCUAGAAGAAAUAAUUUUUUGGACAGUUAUAAUCUACCCCAUAAUAAUUAGUGCACAAAUGCCACCUUAGAGUCCACAUUUGACUCUCCAACAUAGGUUCAUAAUAACUCUGUUCAAUUUAUGAGAUCAGAUGAUGAAGGAGAUGAUGAAAAUGAAAAUUUUAUAGAAGCAAAUAAUGGUGUUAAUUACGGAUCUUCAUAUCCUCAUAAGAGAAAUAUCCUCAAAAGAAAUAAGCACUCAGACGAAUCCACUGAAGAGAAUGAUCCUGAUGACGAAGACAAUAAUUUUAAUUAGGAAUCUAAAGGCUUUAAUAAAAUGAAUGGAACAUAGUCAAAUUAACUUCAAGUUCCUCGUUAGGUUAUUGGAUAAGCAAAGAGCUAAGAAGAGAUUGACUAAAUAAAUUAGGAAAUAAAAAACGCAUUAGGAAAAUGUGGCACUCUUGUAAUAAAAAAGCUUACUAAUUAAUAAAUAGUGCAAAAUAUGAUCUCAAUGAUAAAUCAAACUCAACUAGCUAUCUAGGAGCAGCUUCAACAAAGGGCUAAAUAAGAAAAGAAUGUUCUUUAAGCAUAAUAGCUAGAGAAACUAAGAUUUAAAGAUUUUUCUGAUUAGAAAGGAGAUGACAGUGAAAGAACUUCAUCAACAAGCACUUAGCCUGAAAAUAAAAAGAAGAAAAAACGUAAAAUAAGCAACAACAUACUCUUUGAUGAAAACAUUUGUGAUGCCGAAGACGCUUCUCAAUUUAUGAAUUGA